AUGAAGAGGAAGCCCAACGUGAACUUCAAGAACGAGGAUGGCCUUACGCCGCUCUUUAACGCGACGAUGUGCGGCUCCGCAGACUUCGUGGAGAAGUUGAUCAAGGCCGGGGCUGAGCCCAAUGUGGUUGCCACCGAGUACCUCCUGACACCACUUGAAUGGGUCACCGCAAAAGUCAAUUAUGACGAAGAGCGAGACCGGCGUUUGAACGACUUCGACCAGGUGAACCGACUGGAUGACACCUGCCUGGCCAUCCGACCAGACAUCGAGCCCUUCAGGAAGGUGAAGCAGGUGCUGGAGAAGAAUGGUGGCGUUGAAGCAAAGGCCUUCUCCAACAAUCCGAAGAUCAAGCCAGACGGCUCCAUUGAUGGGGGAAAGCCAUCCGAGCUGAGAUCUUAUAAGUUGUCAGCAGACGGUUCCUACACUGCGUCGCACUACCUCCGCUCGGGCAAGUUCGACCUGUUGAAAUAUGAGGAUGGACGGCUGGUGGAGUGCGAGUAUGAUCCAAAGACAGGACAUUGGGAAGGCUAUGAGGCCGCUGCGGCGACGGCGUGA
Messenger RNA from Symbiodinium pilosum, 555 nucleotides. Lineage: Eukaryota; Dinophyceae; Suessiales; Symbiodiniaceae. The record is from the annotation of a GenBank genome assembly.